AUGAGCCGUCUUGCUUCUUUCAAGGGACCCUCCACUCCUACAUCGUCUCCUGUACGAGCUGGGCAUCAGAGCGUACCUGCCUCGCCCUCCAGAUCCUCGGAGUCGACAUACCAUCGCAAAGUCCGCACGUUGUUGCAAGACAUGGCAUCAACAGCGGAUACCUGGGACGACAUUGUACUGAUAGAUGGCUUAAAGGCUGCGAGGGGCCUUGUGGAUACCCGGACAGAUCUAGAUAAUGAACUUGCAACGUUAUCAUCAAAAACGUUGCCUACGUACCAUGUUGUUGGUCCGAAAUUAUCUGUCAUGGAAAACCGCAUCUUGGAUCUGGACAAUGUACUGCUGAAACUCAAGAAGCAAUUCCAGAAGAUGAAUAACAUUGUAGACAGUCUAGAAGCCCUGCUUGCUGAGGCACACAAGACAAAAGGCUGGAAAUGGGCACAAGAGCCAUUAUGGGCAACUUGGUCCCUAGAAAAGUUUGCUUGUUCCCUUCCGGACAUACUCAUCCCAUACCACCGCUCUCUUGACAUGCAUAGCGACAUCGUCAACACACUACGUAGCCAUAGCGUGACUUUUGAAGCCUCUCGUGAGGCAAUAGCGAUGUGGGCAGCCCAGCCAUACCUCGAGGACGGUAGCUGGGAAGCACACUGGGAGGACCUGUGUACCGUGGAGAUAGACCGCUGGGACGGCCCCAAAUAA
This is a messenger RNA of Postia placenta MAD-698-R-SB12, 696 nucleotides long. RefSeq lists its product as hypothetical. Bases 1 to 696 code for a protein of 231 amino acids. Lineage: Eukaryota; Fungi; Basidiomycota; Agaricomycetes; Polyporales; Adustoporiaceae. The transcript is spliced from 4 exons. The record is from RefSeq and is a predicted model, not a curated record.